UUCAAACAUUUACAUGGAUACUUUAAACAUCAAUUAGGUUUUUAAAGAAAUAUUCUAAGAAAAAAGCAUUCAAGGGCAGAAAUGGCCACUGAGAAGAGACAGAUGAUUCAUGGGGUGGAGGUGGUGUUCCCCUGUAAGCCCUACCCCUCCCAGUUCAGUAUGAUGGAGAAAGUGAUCAAAGGGAUAGAGAGAGGGGAGAACUGCCUUUUGGAGAGCCCUACAGGCAGUGGCAAAAGUUUGGCCCUGUUGUGUUCUGCAUUGGCCUGGCAGACUGCAGAGUACAAUAAAAGGGAAAAGGAGCUCUUAAAUUCAAGUGACAAAGAUACUAAGACACAUUGCACUUGUAACGGUGAAAAAAGAAAAGAGAGUGAAAAUAAAUCUUCAGAGGAAAAGGCCAGACGUAAAAGUGUUCUGGAUGCUAUUUCUGCCAGCCCCUCAGGUUUUGGUGAUAACGAUGAUGACGAGGAUUUCCAGCAGCCAGGUAAUUUUAGAACACCUGGAAACCUUAAACAGAAUGCCAGAAGACAUCUUCCUAUUUCGUAUGAGACUUCAUCCCCCGCUGAUGAAGCUGCCAAAAAUAUGGAAUCUCCUGAAUCAAGUAAACCUUGUACGUGUUGUGCUGGUGAUGGACCUAAAGCUAGAAAGGUACCUAAGAUUUACUUUGGAACCAGAACACAUAAACAGAUUGCACAGAUCAUCAGAGAGUUGAAGAAAACAGCUUACAGGGAAGUCAAAAUGACCAUUUUGGCGGCACGGGAACACACCUGUAUACACCCAGCGGUCAGUCAGAUGAGGGGCAAGAACGAGGGCUGUAAGGAAUUACUGGAUGGUCCUGGAUGUAAAUUUAACGACCGUUUAAAGAGAGUCCCGGCCACACAGGACUACAUGAAGAAGCAUGGCCUAACUGAGGCGUGGGAUAUCGAGGAUUUUGUAGGACUCUCUAAAACUCUCAAGGUUUGUCCGUAUUUUGCCACCAGAGAUAUGAGGAGUGGAGCAGACAUUGUGUUUUGUCCGUACAACUAUCUGAUUGACCCAGUCAUAAGAGACACGAUGGAGAUCCAGCUCAAAGGUCAAGUUGUCAUUCUGGAUGAGGCCCACAAUAUGGAGGACACAUCUCGGGAAGCGGCCGGGGAGAAAAUAGGGGACGACAUUCUCGAAAAGGCGAUCAAUGAACUGGAUGAACUCAUUAAGUUUGAGAUCCUUACAGCAGAACAUCUCAGAGUGAGGCAGCUGUGUGCAGGACUCCUUGGGUUCAUCCGAGACAACCAGGAUCAUUUACAGAAUAUGGACUUUGACCAUGAGUACAAAUGCUGGUCAAGCUAUGAUAUCGUAGUCAGACUGGAGAAAAUCGGGGCAGGUCCUAAACAGUUCCAGGAAAUGCAGAAACACCUGAGUAAGGUAUUUGAGGAAGCUCUAGAUAAAGAGACGAUAGUGAAGGAUAUGUCUGGGCGAGUGAUAAAGCUCAGCAGUGCCACCUUACAGACACUGGAACACAUCAUUAAGGUGUUCACCUACCUGUACAAGAACGACCUUCAGUUUGUCACGGACUACAAAAUGGCCGUGGUCAAAACCACGGUCUACACCAGGAAUGCUAACACGGACGAUAUGUGGUUGAAUUCUAAGAGGCGAAGGGGAGGUGCCCCUAUUCAGCCGACCACUCAACUGUCCUUGAACUUCUGGUGCAUGAAUCCGGCAGUGGCCUUUUCUGACCUGUCAAUGUGUAGAAGUGUGGUCUUAACAAGUGGUACUCUAUCACCCAUCAACUCCUUUGAGUCUGAGUUAGGAGUUCCCUUUCCCAUCAAACUGGAGGCUAACCAUGUGAUUGAGGACAAACAGGUGUGGGUGGGGGCGGUGGGUCAGGGGCCCCGGGGAGGGACUCUGGAGGCGGUGUACAGGUGUGUAGAGACCCUCCAGUUUCAGGACGAGCUGGGAGAACUGGUCCUCAGAGUGUGCCAGCAAGUUCCACACGGUGUCCUGUGUUUUGUUCCCUCCUACAGUACUCUGGGUAAACUGAAGACGAGGUGGGAGAUCACGGGUUUGUGGGAUCGGAUCAGGGAAUAUAAGGAUGUGAUGGUGGAGCCUCGGGCCUCAGACAGGGUAGAUUUUGAGGACCUGAUGAGACAGUACUAUGAUUCUAUACACAUGUCACAGGAUCAAGCUGAUGGAAGGAAGACAGGUGCCCUGUUUGUGGCAGUAUUCCGGGGUAAAGUCAGUGAGGGGAUGGAUUUUGCUGACAACUACGCCAGAGCCGUAAUCACUGUUGGCAUUCCAUAUCCCAAUGCUAAAGAUGUUCAGGUGAAAUUCAAACAAGAGUUUAACAACAUGUAUCGCUUAUCGAGAGGGCUGCUGUCAGGAUCAGAGUGGUACGAUAUCCAAGCCUUCCGAGCGUUAAACCAAGCACUGGGGCGAUGCAUUAGGCACAGGAAAGACUGGGGAGCUAUUAUCCUGGUGGAUAACAGAUUUGUCAAAAAUGUCCAUAAAGUUCAAGGUUUGUCUAAGUGGGUGAGAAGGAAGGUUCAGUCAUAUCAGACCUUUGAUGCAGCCAUGGACUCCAUUGACAAGUUCACUAAGGCUAGGCAAGAGGACAUGCCAGUUGUCAACCCAGACACAUCAUUUAUACCUGGGACCCCAGUAACACCUGGUCAACACCUAGGAUCACAGAUGACAUCGCCAAUUACCUCUACACCCUAUGCCCUGGGGUCAGAGACACCUAUAGGGAAAGGAUUUUCACUAGAAACCCCACUGAAAUCCAUCAUAAAAUCCCCAAACACAUUACUAGGAUCACCUGAACAAGGAGCAGGAAAAUCAAAUCAGUGUGUGCUGAUGUCACCCACUGAUGUUCACAAAAACCAGAGUUACCAGAACCUGGUGCAGAAUCGACAGGUGGUUCAACCAGAGGUAUUGGCCCAAAAUAACCAGUUAGCCCACAAUAACCAGCUAAGUGUUCCUGCAGCACAGCCCCUGAAUCACAUGUCAGAGAUAAUGAAGGUCAUUAACUCUUCCUCUGCUCCUAAAGACAAGCCGUACUACAUCAUUAUAGGUCAAGGAACGCCUCAACAACAGAUGUACCUGAUAGAACCUCCUCCAAAACCAGCACCCCAGCCCGGAAAUAAGGUGGUGGUACCAACCCCAAAUCUAGAUCAAGGUCAAACACCAAGCAAGGUCACUGGCCAAGGUAAGACUGAGUUCAGUGGGCAAACACCAAAUAAGGUUUCUUUGGGACACACACCUGGCAAGAGUUUCCAAACUAAGCCAGGAUUGACAAGUCAGCAACCAAGGGCAGCUACUACUGAAACAAUGCAAACAAAUCAGAAGACAAAUGCUACCUCAGAGUCUGCAGGACCCGUCAUAGAUCUCACUGAACAGUCUGAGCCAUCAGAAAUAAAAAGUAGUGAGAAAGAGAAGAAUGUUGAAGGAAAGUCAGAUGAGAAUAAUGGAACAGUACAGAAUGAUCAAAGCUCUGAUGAAAAAUCCAACAGGUUUUAUAAGUUCUGUAGCAUUAAUGAUCCUCGGAAUGCAGAAUCUGUGACAAAAAAUCCUGAGAAUAAAGUACAGGAGCCUGUCACUCCUGUGUUGUUUGGUGAAAACUCACAAGAAGAGGAUCCUGUAAAGAAAGAACCAACUCAAAAGAAUGCUGUGUCUAUGAGCAGAAAACCUUUGUUUAGAAAAACAGGGAAGGGCAGUAUUAAACCAAAUGAUACAGUACAAAGUGAUGACAGCGAGAAAGAAUUCAAAAGCUGUAAAAAAUCAGCCGCUACAAAGGAGUUGUUGGAAGCUAGUCACAAUAACACAGAGAUGGACUCAGCUCUGGGUGAGGGCACCUCAGGAAAGGAGGAGGAUUGUCAUUUGAGGACAAGAAGGGGUCCUCGAGGACUGAAGAGAACCUCGGUCCCGAAGUCCAACUUGAGGAUGUCCAAGCGCAGGAAAGGGGUGGACUUUGAUGAGGGUGAAGAGGAGGGCAAAGAAAAUCAGUCUAUGAAUCAGUCACAAGCCAGCUGUAAAGUCUGUGGCCAGGUUCUGCUCACUCCUCUAGGUGAAUAUGAAAAAAGAAAAAGAGUUCCAAAGUUUUUGACUCAUUUGGACCUCUUCAGGAACAAGGCUGUACUAUUUACAUCAAACAAAGAAAAGAAGACCUCUUUCCAGCCAUGCACUGCAGAUACUGGGGGUAUAAAACUGAACAGUGUCUGGUGCCACGAGGAGCAAUGUUGUGUACAGUUUGUUUCCUGUACAGGGUGUCACAAAAAUGGUUCACCUGGCCAUGUGAUUGGAGCUCAGAUUGUUUGUGUGGACAAUUCAAACUUGUCACAUGUCCUGGAGAAGGGUCAGAUGUGGUUAAUUGCUGCUAAUGUGUCUAUAGAAGAUUGUUAAUGGAUUGAUAUGUAUAUGUUAUACAAUGUAUAUAAAUAAAUUUAGGAAUAAAUUUUUACAAUAGAA
This is a messenger RNA of Saccostrea cuccullata (small rock oyster), 4434 nucleotides long. Its product is annotated as Fanconi anemia group J protein homolog. Gene Ontology annotation, cellular component: nucleus. Gene Ontology annotation, molecular function: hydrolase activity, acting on acid anhydrides, in phosphorus-containing anhydrides; DNA helicase activity; ATP binding. Gene Ontology annotation, biological process: double-strand break repair involved in meiotic recombination; nucleotide-excision repair. The transcript has 30 exons. The record is from RefSeq and is a predicted model, not a curated record. Lineage: Eukaryota; Metazoa; Mollusca; Bivalvia; Ostreida; Ostreidae. Bases 82 to 4368 code for a protein of 1428 amino acids.